Messenger RNA from Abrus precatorius (Indian licorice), 2322 nucleotides. Its product is annotated as kinesin-like protein KIN-10A. The record is from RefSeq and is a predicted model, not a curated record. Gene Ontology annotation, molecular function: ATP binding; microtubule binding; microtubule motor activity. Lineage: Eukaryota; Viridiplantae; Streptophyta; Magnoliopsida; Fabales; Fabaceae. Gene Ontology annotation, biological process: microtubule-based movement. The transcript is spliced from 6 exons. The coding region runs from base 52 to 2322 and encodes 756 amino acids. Gene Ontology annotation, cellular component: kinesin complex; microtubule.
UUUCAUCUUAUUUCUUUUGUGGGUCUGCUUCACAUUCAAUUUCUCAUCGUCAUGGCUCCCACCCCUUCUUCAAAACCAAACCACUCUACUCAGUUGAAGACUCCACAAUCCAAACACCGCCUCAAUUUCAAUGGCCUUAAAGCAGCACCAUCACAAACACACCCUUCUCCCAAUCCCAAUUCUGUUGCCAACAAGGAACCCCCUCCUGAACACCCAAUUGAAGUCAUUGCCAGAAUCCGUGACUACCCAGAUAAAAAAGACAAGCCUUUAUCGGUUCUUCAAACCAGUUCCAACUCUAAUUCUAUUAGGGUUCGUGCAGAUUUUGGGUACCGUGACUUUACCCUUGAUGGUGUUUCUGUGUCUGAGGAAGAGGACUUGGAUGUCUUCUAUAAGAAGUUUGUGGAAUCUAGGAUCAAUGGGGUUAAGCUGGGGGACAAGUGCACCAUCAUGAUGUAUGGGCCAACUGGUUCUGGCAAGAGUCACACCAUGUUUGGGUGUUCAAAGCAGGCAGGGAUUGUGUAUAGGUCUCUGAGGGACAUUCUUGGAGAUGGGGAUGCUGACGAUGGUGGUGAUUCAAAAGGAGAGCAUCUUGGGUUGGGGACUUUUGUUCAAGUCACUGUUUUGGAGAUUUACAACGAGGAGAUUUAUGAUCUCUUGUCCACAAAUGGGGGAGGUGGAGGAGGAGGAUUUGGAUUUGGGUGGCCUAAAGGCAGUGCUUCAAAGGUGAAACUUGAAGUGAUGGGGAAAAAGGCUAAGAAUGCAACCUAUAUAUCAGGAAAUGAAGCAGGCAAGAUCUCGAAAGAAAUUCAGAAGGUGGAGAAGCGAAGAAUUGUUAAAAGCACACUUUGUAACGACAGGAGUUCAAGAAGUCACUGCAUGGUAAUCCUUGAUGUCCCAACUGUGGGAGGGCGGCUAAUGCUUGUAGACAUGGCAGGAUCAGAAAAUAUUGAACAAGCUGGUCAAAGUGGAUUUGAGGCCAAAAUGCAGACUGCAAAAAUCAAUCAAGGAAAUAUAGCGCUGAAGAGAGUGGUGGAGUCCAUUGCAAAUGGUGAUUCACAUGUGCCUUUUAGGGACAGCAAACUCACCAUGCUUCUGCAGGAUUCCUUUGAAGAUGAUAAGUCAAAAAUUCUGAUGAUACUGUGUGCAAGUCCUGAUCCCAAGGAGAUACACAAGACAAUCUCUACUCUUGAAUAUGGAGCAAAAGCAAAAUGCAUAGUCCGUGGCCCUCAUACUCCAGUUAAGGAUGAUGAAUCAUCUUCUGCUGUCAUUUUGGGAUCAAGAAUUGCUGCAAUGGAUGAAUUUAUCUUGAAGCUGCAAAUGGAAAGCAAGCAAAGAGAGAAAGAGCGAAAUGAAGCACACAAAAAGCUUUUGAAGAAAGAGGAAGAAAUUGCUGCAUUAAGAGCUAAACUGGACAUGGCAGAAGGGAAAGGAACUCCUGCAAGUGAGGAGGAGAUUAACUUGAAGGUAAAUGAACGAACCCGACUUCUGAGACAAGAGUUGGAAAAGAAGUUGGAAGAGUGCCAAAGAAUGACAAACGAGUUUGUUGAAUUGGAGAGGAAGAGAAUGGAAGAGAGGAUAUUACAGCAGCAAGAGGAGGUUGAAACUCUGAGAAAGAGACUAGAAGAAAUUGAGUUGCAGCUAUGUUGUUCAAGGCAUGGGUGUGGUGAGGAAACCGAAUCAAAAGACAUGGAGUCAAGUGGGUUUAUGAGAAGGCUAUUGCGUGUCUAUAAAAGUGAGGAGGAUCCUGGAAUGGUGAAAUCAAUGGAUUUGGACAUGGAUGAUCAAGAACCCCUCGCCCGUGAAGUGAACAUUGUUGGUGGGCAAGACUUCUCUAAUCAACCUUGUACACAAGAAGAUGCUCAUGUUUUUGCACCAAACUUUGGCCAAAGAGUAUGUCUCAGUACAGUAUAUGAAGACGAAGGAGAAGGAGUUGAUCAUGAAGACAAAGGAGGGGAGGAUGAGGAAGUGGAGAAAGAGGUCAUUGAAGAAAAGAGGCUAUGUACUUUUGACAAGCCUAGUGCAGCAGCCCCCUUGUCAACCUUAAACAGAAGUCCAAAGAGAGAGGAUUACUGUUUUAAGGCAAGUUCAGUGGAUGACAAGGAUAUUGGGUCUUCUAGACUACUGAGAAUUCAAAAUAUAUUCACUCUUUGUGGAAACCAAAGAGAGCUCUCCCACCACAUUGGAACCCCAAUUCCUACAAAAAAGAGGUCUGAUGAAACUUUUGAUCUCAGGUUUUCUCCUGCAAGGACAAACGAGAAGGAUUCCAUUUUUAAAAUCUCCAACAAGGAGAACCUGGAACCACAUAAUAUUUUGGGAAAUUAA